Messenger RNA from Haliotis rufescens (red abalone), 734 nucleotides. RefSeq lists its product as uncharacterized. The transcript has 2 exons. The coding region runs from base 31 to 561 and encodes 176 amino acids. Lineage: Eukaryota; Metazoa; Mollusca; Gastropoda; Lepetellida; Haliotidae. The record is from RefSeq and is a predicted model, not a curated record.
AGUGAUGAAGUCAGCUCGGACCAGCAGACAAUGUCUACUCCGGUCUGUACUUGGAGGAGUGAUGAAGUCAGCUCGGACCAGCAGACAGUGUCUACUCCGGUCUGUACUUGGAGGAGUGAUGAAGUCAGCUCGGACCAGCAGACAGUGUCUACUCCGGUCUGUACUUGGAGGAGUGAUGAAGUCAGCUCGGACCAGCAGACAGUGUCUACUCCGGUCUGUACUUGGAGGAGUGAUGAAGUCAGCUCGGACCAGCAGACAGUGUCUACUCCGGUCUGUACAUGCAGGAGUGAUGAAGUCAGCUCGGUCAAGCAGACAGUGUCUACUCCGGUCUGUACUUGGAGGAGUGAUAAGUCAGCUCGGACCAGCAGACAGUGUCUACUCCGGUCUGUACAUUCAGGAGUGAUGAAGUCAGCUCGGUCCAGCAAACUUGUCCUGAAUGACAACAUUCCUCAUAUCCUCUGUGACACUGAAUGGAAUAUGUCAUACAGCAUUCUGUGUGAACCGUCCCCAUUAGCUGUGUCCCCCUCAGUGUCACACAGAAGCCUGCUCAAGACAGAGUGAUCAGUUCCAAUGCUUCAUAGGUCUGGGAACAACACUCGUUUACUUAUCCUCAUCUGUUGGUGAAACAGCAACAUUGCACAGUUGUUUCAAACAUCAAUUUGAAAUUGUUAUGUUUCAAUCAAAAACAUCAUGAUGUAUUUAUUUCAUCAAUAAAUAUUUUAUUGUUCAUGGAA